AUGACCCUCCCACGUCAAAACUCCCCUACCGUUGCCCAAAGCGGAGCCUUGCUGCGUCCUGGCGAUGAUGCAGUGGCACUCAAGCGUGAAGCGGAAAGGCGAACUCUGUUCCAGAAAACAUCCAAUAAUGCGCUCGACAUACCGAAUGGAUACCGUAAGGUUGAAGUGCUCAUCCUCCGGUGGGAUGAAAGCAUCGAUGAGUUCAAAGACGGGCACAACAAGGAGGUUCAGAGGCUGAAAUGGUUAUUCUCCAAAGGCCUUGGCUAUGGGGUCACAAUCGCGAAUAUCAAGAACACUCGCAACCCCCAGGUCGCGUUCAACCUCGAGAUCCUUCAGCAUGUGCACAAACAUGAUGAUGAGGACAACCUUCUCAUCGUUUAUUACACAGGACACGGUAGCCAAGUUGUUGAUGGCAACGUCCGAAACCUGGAGCUAUCCGCGACAGAAGGAUCGAGUGUCUCCGGUAAUUUCGCACCAGUCGCUUUCUGGGGCCAAGCAGAAGAGCCUCUACGCACCCUUGCCACGGCUGAUGUGCUGUCAAUCCUAGACUGCUGUUGCGCUAGUACUGCAGCCGUCAAGGGUAGAAGCACCGAGCUGAGAGCAUACCAGCUGUUGGCAGCAUCGACAUUAGAAGGCUACACGAAUGAGCCUGGGGAGAAGUCGUUUACUACGGCCUUCUGUGACUCGCUCGAAGAACUGAUCGAGGAGUCUAAAGAAGAGAGUUUUUCCGUCAUCAAGCUCUGGGAGAGGAUCAACACUAAACGAGCAUCCAAUGCUGCACUCAUAUGGGAUCGCCUCUAA
Molecule: messenger RNA, 801 nt
Organism: Alternaria incomplexa
Lineage: Eukaryota; Fungi; Ascomycota; Dothideomycetes; Pleosporales; Pleosporaceae
Exons: 3
Coding region: 1-801 (266 amino acids)
Biological process (GO): proteolysis
Molecular function (GO): cysteine-type endopeptidase activity
Source: RefSeq, a predicted model, not a curated record